UCCACCAUGUUGUAGGAAAUCCGCCGCUGCCCCUCACUCACUCACUCCCUGUCAGAUUAGAGUUUAAUCCGAGGAGGAGGACACAUAGUCAAGACGCUGUCUGCAUCUUGGAGGACCUGCGGUGUAUGCGUUCAAAAUAAACUCCGGCCGACGCGCCGCUGCACCUCUUUUUCCGACAAUAAAGGACGUGUGCGUUGAAGAUGAAACGCCUGUCUUCCGUUGCUCUCUUUGCCUCUCCGCCGACUUGCCAAUACGUUAAGAUGUUAGCUGGCUAACUAGCUGAAAAAGAGUGACUAAAUCGGAUUAGAGGCUAACGUCAACUUGCCUCUGGGUAAUAUCCAGGUAUUAUUUACUUUACUUGACAGCAAAACGGUCCCGUGCUUUCAUUUCAUUUUAUUUUGUUUUAUUAUUUUUUUUACGUUUCUACUAUUGUGUCAAAAUUACUGUCGCGUUUUAAAUACUCGCUAGCAUUAAUGUCGCUGCAUGCUAGCUCCGUUAUUAGCUAGUGGAGCCGUAAGCACUGGACCUCCUUGGCUCGCUGCUAUUUUGUUAGAAGGAGUCAACCUAAAAAGUGGUGCCUCUGUCCCCUUCCGAAAGUCAAGACGGGGCUGACGGCCACACUCGUGUGCUUAGCUUGUCUUCGGGCUAGCUGGACUGAGAAGUGUACACCGUAAGAUUUGAACUCCGAAAGUAGCCCCCAGUCGAAGCGAAGAUGUCUGGAAAGGACAAAGACAAACAGGAGAAACAGUCCACAACGGAACGGCUGGUAAAAGCUGUGCCAUACCCUCCUCAACAUAAACUGAACAUAAAAGAGCUUUUUGAAGACGGCAAACCCAAUGCUGAGCUGCUCCGCAAUCACCUCGUCAAGGAGGGCAGGGUGGAGGAGGAGGUGGCUCUCAGAAUCAUCAACGAUGGGGCAAACAUCCUCCGUCAAGAGAAGUGCAUGCUGGAAGUGGAGGCACCUAUAACAGUAUGUGGUGAUGUCCAUGGACAGUUCUUUGACCUUAUGAAGUUGUUUGAAGUCGGGGGAUCACCCAGUAACACGCGGUAUCUCUUCCUCGGUGACUAUGUAGAUCGGGGAUACUUCAGUAUUGAGUGUGUUCUCUACCUCUGGUCGCUCAAGAUCAACCACCCCACCACGCUUUUCCUUCUGCGUGGGAACCACGAGUGCCGGCAUCUCACAGAGUACUUCACCUUCAAACAGGAAUGUAAAAUUAAAUACUCUGAGCGGGUGUACGACGCCUGCAUGGAAGCCUUUGACUGCCUGCCUCUCGCCGCCCUGCUCAACCAACAGUUCCUGUGUGUACAUGGUGGACUCUCACCAGAAAUCAACUGUCUAGAUGACAUAAGGAAAUUAGACAGGUUUAAAGAGCCUCCAGCAUUUGGGCCGAUGUGUGACCUGAUUUGGGCUGACCCCGGUGAGGACUAUGGCAGUGAAAAGACAUCUGAACACUUCAACCAUAACUCCGUCAGGGGCUGCUCUUAUUUUUUCAGUUACUCAGCUGUCUGUGACUUUUUGGUAAAUAAUAACUUGCUGUCAGUAAUAAGAGCCCAUGAAGCACAGGAUGCAGGGUAUCGAAUGUACAGAAAAAGCCAGACCACAGGCUUCCCUUCAUUAAUCACAAUCUUUUCAGCUCCAAAUUAUCUAGACGUCUACAACAACAAAGCUGCUGUUUUAAAAUAUGAGAACAACGUGAUGAACAUCCGACAGUUCAACUGUUCCCCCCACCCCUACUGGUUGCCCAACUUUAUGGAUGUCUUCACAUGGUCUUUGCCUUUUGUUGGAGAGAAAGUGACGGAGAUGCUGGUGAAUGUACUGAACAUUUGCUCUGACGACGAGCUCAUGUCAGAGGGAGACGACCUGUACGAAGGCGGCACCUCUGCGAUGCGUAAGGAGGUAAUCCGGAACAAGAUUCGUGCUGUGGGGAAAAUGGCUCGAGUCUUCUCAGUUCUCAGGGAGGAGAGUGAGAGUGUGUUAACGCUCAAAGGCCUGACCCCAACUGGAACUCUUCCAAUGGGAGUGUUGUCAGGAGGAAAGCAGACUUUACAGACUGCUACCAUUGAGGCAGCCAAAGCACAAGCCAUCCAAGGCUUCUCCCCCACGAGGAAGAUCCGCAACUUCGAGGAGGCGCGUGGUCUGGACAGGAUAAACGAGAGGAUGCCGCCGCGCAAAGACGGCCAGCAGCCAGACGGCACCACCAUCAACACCAACACCCCCAACAAAAACGGCACUGAUGGAUAGGCAACAGACACGCCACCCUCCCAUCUUCACACAGCCCACACCACCUGACUCAUAGCCCCCAACCCCUCCUCUCCCUCUCUCUUUCUCUCCCUCACACUUUGUUUCACCCCGUCUCUCUGUCUGUCUCCUCUGCUGAAAAACUGCCCGUCCAUCUUCUGCUCGCCCACAUUCGGGCAGAGAACAGAAGCAGACGCAUCAGCGGAUAAAAACAAAAGGAGGCUGUGGCGCUGGGAAAACAUUAUCCAGAUGCUAAAAAAAAAAAACAAGAAAAUAAACCAAAAAAAACUAUGAUGUGACUAUCUGGAGAAAAAUCCUAUUUAUUAAAGAUUAAAUAUAUUAGAUAUAUUGUGUAAUAGCAACACUCAUUGAUUGAAGACAUUUACAGUUGUUGAAAUGUACACUGAGCUAUACAUGUCAAAGUGAUUUAAAAGAAGAGAAUUUUAUAAAUUUGAGUUGGUAGAUGAAGCCCUUGAUAUCCAAGAGUCUUAGUCACUUUAAGUUAAUUUUUUAAUUGUUGUUUUCCGUGUGUUUGAUAAGGGAAAAGUACAAAUACUGUAGCCUCAACAGCCUCGUUUGGAUCUUGGAGGACAUUUUAGGUAUCUGAGGCUUUCCACACAGUGCAGUGUAUACUUCUAUUUGUACGUCAGGUGAAAGAUAAACGAUGUACGUAUCGAGAGGCUGAAACGAGUACAGUGAAGUCACUUCUGUCUCAUAAAUGUUAACGACCACAUGUUAACAUUUUUAGCAGAAGCUGAUUGGAGACUUAUAGUCUUAUUUAUACAUUUCAGACGAAUCCCCAAAGACGCUGGAUGGUUUUUUUUGCUCAGUAUUUUGUUCCAGAGAAGCUCUUUCCUGUAUCAUAAUUUGUGACUGACAUGGUUAAAGCGAAGGAUUGACUCUUUGUGUGCGAUGAUAGCUGUUGUUGCUGGCUGUGCCGUGCUGGUUACGACUUGUGUUCACUUGUUGGCAGCUAGGACGCUCUCGCUCCUCUGAACCAAAUAAGAAAGAGAAAGGCAGGGAGGCACACAUCACGUCUUAUUCUGUCACCGCAAACAGACCCGCCGCUGCUCCCACAUCCUGGUUGGAGGCACUUGUUGAAGCAGCAGCUAAGCCGACCUCUCCGGGGUUUAGCGUGAAGAUAACAGCACGAGACACCAACUGAUGCAAAGAGGACGCUCUCUCUCGGUUUAUUGGACAAAAAGGGACACACUGAGGUUGGCUCUGAAAGCGGUGGAACUGCUGGCCACGCAGCCCUCAGAACAGACUGCUGUUCAUUAUUGCAUAGGAAGUUUCAGUGUAUUUAACAGAGUUAUGGCAGUUUGAUUUGAUGUUUCAUUUCAGAACACUAAAAAAAAAAAAAAAAGAAAAUACAAAAAAAAAAAAAAACUGGGUGUACUUUUCGGGACUUUCCUUUCUUUCUAAAGCUGUAUUAGUGUCUCCACCUACUGUUGAUUUUACAGUAUGCAGAUUAAAAAAAUAAAUAAAUCUGAAAACCGUUCGUUUGGAAUAAGGGGAGCAUUUGACUUCAAACGAAGGAACAGCACGGUGAUGUUGCUGCAUCCAGACACAAUGGAUUGAGUCGUUCCCCUCGGCAGGGAUGGUGCUAUAAUAGGUACCACCGCCUCACCAACAGCUGUCUGUCAAGGCCUAACAGUACUGUAAUCAUCUCAAGCAUGGCUGACUCACAGAUACAGUGUAUUAUUUUUACAACCCCUUUUCACACACAUAAUGGGGCACCAUUAACGCCCCCCUCCCUCCUCUGAGAUUGCUGGUGUGUGCAGUAUAUGUUUUCCCUUCCUGCUGAAGUAUUCAACAGUCCAGCUACCUUCUGGUCCGAAGAGACCUCCUCCUCUCUCCUCCACGGCCACUCCCAACCCUUUAAGACGUGCUUUUUCUAGGAAAUCUAAUAAGUGGUGCUUCACACCUGACACACCUGACUGUAAUCAUGCUGUCCUUCUCGACAAAGAAGGAGGAAGUAGCUUUAAUAUUUGCCCCCUUUAUUUAUAUUCUUUUAUUUUCGAUGAUGUAGUUGCUCACAUGUGCCACGCCACCUUAGCCACACGUGUGUGUGUGUGUGUGUGGAUGGUGAACGGAGCCGCGAGAUUUUACGUAAGGCUAAAGAUUAAAUUUCAGCAAUUUUCCACAACCUUAAAGCUUCGAUCACGUUGUCGUUUGCCGUUCAGUAGGCUUCUGGGAGAGCUUCCUAAGGUAUUUCGGUUUACAUUCAUAUUUGUGAUGUUGACAUUUGUUUCAAGAGUAAGGCUUUAUUUGGUGAGCCACGCGGUAUACUGACCUCCUGUUGGGUCCUAUACAUAUCUCACAGAAUGUAAACAUGUCGGUUCUUUGAAAAUCAUAAAGUAAUAGGUGUAAAAAGGGGUGAAAGAGCUGUACCGUAUUUGUCAUGCGAGGCCAUGAAACCUUUUAUGUAGAUGUAACACUUGGAGGAAAAAAAAAUGAAUAAACUUCAAACACAGUGUUUUAUUUGA
Messenger RNA from Mugil cephalus (flathead mullet), 4728 nucleotides. It is a transcript of the gene ppp3cca, whose product is annotated as protein phosphatase 3, catalytic subunit, gamma isozyme, a. Lineage: Eukaryota; Metazoa; Chordata; Actinopteri; Mugiliformes; Mugilidae. The record is from RefSeq and is a predicted model, not a curated record. Gene Ontology annotation, cellular component: calcineurin complex; cytoplasm. The coding region runs from base 713 to 2242 and encodes 509 amino acids. The transcript has 14 exons. Gene Ontology annotation, biological process: calcineurin-mediated signaling. Gene Ontology annotation, molecular function: calmodulin binding; calmodulin-dependent protein phosphatase activity.